AUGUUGAGUAAUCCGGGUUUAAGAAAAGGUUCCUGGACUGAAGAAGAAGAUAUUCUUUUGAGGGAGUGCAUUGAAAAGUAUGGGGAGGGAAAAUGGCAUCGGGUUCCUGUUAGAGCAGGUCUGAAGAGAUGCCGGAAGAGCUGUAGGCUGAGAUGGUUGAACUACCUCAAACCAGAUAUCAAGAGAGGACAGUUCACGGCAGAUGAAGUUGAUCUCAUUACCAGACUUCAUAAGCUCUUAGGCAACAGGUGGUCAUUAAUUGCGGGUAGACUUCCCGGGAGGACAGCAAAUGAUAUCAAGAACUACUGCAAUACGCGGAUGCGCAAAAACAAGGUCUCCCCUCGAAAAGAAAAAGAGACGACGGAUGACAAAAUUGUAACUCAGAAGACCAAAGUUUUCAGGCCUCGGCCUCUGAAUUUCUGCAAAAAUUCUCCAUGCUUCCUGAGAAGGAUGGCUGAUUCUACAAGUGUAGGUGCUGUUAGUCAUCCUCAAACAGGAGAAGAAAUGCCUAGUAAUAAUAAUAAUAAUAAUAAUAAUGAAGUGUUUCUUAGUCUAGAUCUUCCACCUCCUACAGAUGAGGCUUUACCAUGGUGGAAGAGUAUCUUAGCUGGGUGUGAAAAUGAAAUAGUAGGGGACAAUGGGAUCUCAUGCUCCAUUAGUGGUGGUAGUUCUGAACAAGAUGUUGAGCUACUACUUAAAAGCCUCUGGGCUGAAGAAUGGACCCAAAAAUGCUGGUCAUGA
Messenger RNA from Nelumbo nucifera (sacred lotus), 741 nucleotides. Its product is annotated as transcription factor MYB1-like. The record is from RefSeq and is a predicted model, not a curated record. Lineage: Eukaryota; Viridiplantae; Streptophyta; Magnoliopsida; Proteales; Nelumbonaceae.